AUUCAUUUAUAGCGCCAAUAUGUCCUCUCCUGUGCCUUCUUUUGACUCCCUUGACAAGAUCUACGAUCCUACCGCUGUUCCUAAGCAAGAUAAGAGGUACAAGCAUCUUAUUGCCGAAUUUGAAAAGGUUCAUGGGCGUAAGGUCGAAUUCAUCGUCCGUUCUCCUGGACGUGUCAACUUGAUCGGUGAACACAUUGAUUAUUGCGGUUUUGGUGUCUUGCCUAUGGCCAUUGAACGUGAUGUGAUUAUUGCCGGUGCUGUUACUGAUGAUGAUACCAAGGUUCGCAUUGCUAAUAUCAACCCUACCAAAUACUCCGCUAGAGAAUUCGAAUAUGAAGGCAAAGAAAAGGUUGUUACUAUCGAUUCCUCUGAAUUGGAAUGGUCCAACUAUUUUAAGUGUGGAUAUAAGGGUAUGCUCGAGAAAUUCCAACUUGAUAAGCCCAAGGGUCUUUAUUUGCUUGUUGAUGGUACUGUUCCUGCUGGUGGUGGUCUCUCUUCUUCUGCUGCCUUUGUCUGUGCUUCUGCAUUAGCUGUCGUUACUGCUAACAAGUUGUCUAUUUCAAAGACCGAGCUCACUGAGAUCGCCAUUGUUGCUGAACGUAAUGUCGGUGUUAACUCAGGUGGUAUGGAUCAAAGUGCCUCUGUUUUGUCCGAAAAAGAUUUCGCUCUUCGUGUUGAGUUUGCACCCAAGUUACACACUUCCCCUGUUCCUUUGCCUACUACAAACCCUAAAUUGGCAUUCAUUAUUGCCAACACCUUGGUUACUGCUGACAAGUUUGUUACUGCUCCUCGCAACUACAAUCUUCGUGUGGUCGAAACUCGUAUGGCUGCUCUUUUCCUUGCCAAGACACUCAAUUUGCCUCCUGUUGAUAGUCUUAAAGAAGUCUAUGAUCUCUACUACAAGGACUCCUCUCUCAAUGAAGUAGAGAGAUUUACUGAUCUCCUCGACAAGGCUCUCAAACAUUUCCCUGAAGACAAAACUAAUGGUAAUGGCUAUACACUUGAAGAAGUCUCUGACAUGGUUGGCAUGCCCGUCAAGGAAAUUCAAGACAAGUACAUGACUCGCUUCCCUGUUGUCACAGACUACUACCGCCUCGCUCAAAGAACAAAGCAUGUUCUGUCUGAAGCUUCUCGUGUGAUUGAGUUCCACAAGGCCUGUGAAUCCAGCGAAGGUGACUCUACAUUGAAGCACUUGGGUGAUCUUAUGAAUGCUUCUCAAGAAUCUUGCGACAAGUUGUUUAUGUGUUCUUGUCCUGAAAUCAAUGAUGUCUGUGACAUCGCUCGUAAGAAUGGCGCCUUUGGUUCUCGUUUGAGUGGUGCUGGUUGGGGUGGAAGUACUGUCCAUUUGACGACUGAGGAUAAGGUUGCUCAGCUUGUUGAAGCUAUCAAAAACGAAUUUUAUCGUAAGGUUUAUCCUGAUAUCACUGAAGAACAAUUGAAUGAUGCUAUCAUUGCUACCAAGCCUUGUAGUGGUGCUGCUAUCUAUACUGGUUUCUAAACAUCUUCUCUUUUUUUUUGUAUUAUAUCUCUCUUGUUAAAUAUGUGUACACCAAUA
Molecule: messenger RNA, 1555 nt
Organism: Gilbertella persicaria
Lineage: Eukaryota; Fungi; Mucoromycota; Mucoromycetes; Mucorales; Choanephoraceae
Product: galactokinase
Exons: 3
Coding region: 20-1498 (492 amino acids)
Biological process (GO): galactose metabolic process; carbohydrate phosphorylation
Cellular component (GO): cytoplasm; cytosol
Molecular function (GO): ATP binding; galactokinase activity
Source: RefSeq, a predicted model, not a curated record